Messenger RNA from Leptosia nina, 2865 nucleotides. Lineage: Eukaryota; Metazoa; Arthropoda; Insecta; Lepidoptera; Pieridae. The record is from the annotation of a GenBank genome assembly.
AUGUCACACGCAACAUCUGAUGAAAACUCAAACAAAGAUAGUAACGGAACAGUCAAGCCGCCACGUUCACCUCUGUUACCAACAAUAGUCAUUAAUGGAGACGUGGUGUUAUUGGUUCAACAGAAUGGUGAAGUCUACAUAGACUUCCUUGUUGACGACGUUUACCUUGCCGGGCACAGCGGGCAAGAUAAAAAUCUUAAUAAGAAACCGCCAAAAUCCCCAAACUUUGAUGCGAAAAUCACAUCCACUUAUCACACAGACUGCAGUUAUGACACAGGCCAAAACAAAUUACCCCCAGUUAGACCUCAGAGAAGAAUUCCAAAAGUACAUCGAAGGCGUAAGGACAUCGCAGAUGAUGUGAAAGAUUACCUCGAUAACAAUAGACAGUAUCUGGAAGAGUACGUCAUGAGUUCGAUUCCCGUGGACGAACUUGAGAAUUGGCUGGUCAAGAAAACUUGUAAAAUGAUGUAUGAUGAAAAUGGUCGCAGCCAAGCAGUGAGUUCGAAGGAAAAGUUUAUGAAUAUUCUAAGCUCACUGAACGGUGUCACGAACGAGAUACAAGUGGUGAGGGAGAUUGCUCUGGCUGUGAGCGAUUCCUUGCAGGCAAACGGACUUAAAGUGUACAAGAUCUUCCCAGACCAUCCGUGCUACAUCCAAUAUUUUGUAAUGGAUAAAAAUCGGGAACUAACACAUCUCGUUCGAGCAGACCCAGACGAUACUAAGUACGUUUUAAAAGCAGCGAAGAAGCGAACCAUAUUGCAGCUAUCUAGAAUGUCGGAUCCAGAAUUAUUUAACACAGCGAAAAAUAUUCUGACGUCGAAAGAGUUGGAACUCAACUAUAUCUUGUAUCAUCCGAUACUAAACAGUUCUGGAAAAACUAUAUACGUAAUAGAACUAUGGAGGUCGACACAUUUCGACGAACAAGAUGAAGAAAUGUGUUCCAACUUCUUAAUAUGGAACAGUUUGUUAUUGAGAUAUUGUAAUUUAUAUCUGGACAAGACGAGAGAAUAUAAUAUGUCCGGGGUGUUACUGGACGUUGUGAAGUCAAUUUUCGAAUACAUAGAGUCUUUCGAUCUAGUCAUCAAGCGAAUUAUAGAAUACGCACAGAAGUUAGUGAACGCAGACAGGGCGUCUUUGUUCCUCAUCGAUCAUGCAAAAUCAGAAUUAGUGUCACCGCUAUUCGAUCUAAAAUACGAACCGGGACAAGAGCGGAACAUCGAAAGAUCAUGCAAUGAGAUAAGGAUGCCGUUGGAUAGAGGGAUCGCUGGUCAUGUUGCCGGGUCUGGUGAAACAAUGAACAUUCCGGACGCUUAUUCAGAUCACAGGUUUAAUAGGGAUGUCGAUGAAUUAACUGGAUAUAAAACAGUCAGCAUCCUAUGCAUGCCCCUCAAGUUGGAAGGCAAAAUAAUAGGGGUGGUCCAGAUGGUCAACAAAAGAAACAAUACGAAAUUCGAUCACGAAGAUGAAGUAGCCUUCGAAACGUUUGCGACCUUCUUUGGUCUUGCACUCCACCAUGCUAAGCUUUACGACAAAGUCAUGAGAAAGGAACAGAAGUACAAAGUUGCGUUGGAGGUCUUAAGUUACCACAAUACCUGCAAAGAUGACGAAGUGCAGAAGAUGUUAAAUGAUAACGAGGGAAUAAGCAUUGAUAUGAACGACUUUUAUAUAGACCCCUACAUGUUCGACGAUUUCCAAAAGUGUAAAGCUGUACUAAGCAUGUUCGACGACCUAUUCGAUCUAUCUAACUUCGAUAGGCUGUCUAUGGUGAAAUUUAUACUCACCGUUAGAAAAAACUACAGAAAUGUCCCGUACCAUAAUUUCGAUCAUGGCUGGUCUGUUGCUCAUGCGAUGUACGUUAUAAUAAAGAAUGAUCAAGAAAGGAGAUUUAAUUACAAAAUGAGGUUAGCUCUGUUUGUAGCCAGUCUUUGUCAUGAUCUGGAUCAUAGAGGAUAUACGAAUAAAUAUCUCAAUCAAACCUCAUCACCACUAGCGGCCAUGUACACUACAUCUCCCUUGGAGCAUCACCAUUUUAACAUCACCGUGAAGAUAUUACAACAGGACGGUCACUACAUUUUCUCCCACCUUUCAAGCGAAGAAUAUCAUGACAUAUUGAAGUAUAUUAAGCAUUGCAUAUUAGCUACCGAUUUGUCGGUGUUCUUUCCAAAUUUAAAGAAAAUGCAGACAAUUCUCGGUAAUGGCGAUCGUUGCAGCUUUGAUUGGCAAGAAGCUAAUAACAGCAAAUUGGCGAUGGCCAUCUCGAUGACAGCCGCUGAUCUAUCAGCCUCAACCAAACCUUGGGAUAUCCAAAAUAAGACCGUAAAGGUGAUAUUUGAAGAGUUCUAUGAACAAGGAGAUAAGGAGAGGGCGGCUGGCAAGUUACCGGAACCAAUGAUGGACCGAAAUAGACCUGAGGAACGCCCUGUGUGUCAGGUUGGUUUUCUAGAAGAAAUAUGUGUCCCGUGCUACAAAAUUUUAUGCAAAAUAUUACCAAACACGAAACCCAUGUACGAAAUGGUGGACAAGAAUCUAAGCAUAUGGAAAUCAUUAAAGAACAGGGUACAAAACGAAGAAUCCCAGAUGGCAAAUGACGAUACGUUAGCUGCUAUAUCAGAUAGUGAGCUGGAUAGUACAGAUUUUGAUGACAUUAAUGAUGUACAGACAGCCCACGAUCCAGUCCAUGACCCAAAAGGAACUUUAACUCCAGGCGAAAGCAAAAUAAAGAAAGCUUUCGAGAGUAUGAGAUCAGAUUCGUCCUGGGAUGAUGAGAGUGUUAAAAAUAUUAAAGUCAGUGAGAUAUUAAAAGUAAUACCUCAAGAAGAGUUGGCAGAUGAAGAAGGCGUAGUAACUCCUUUAAAAAUGUAUUAA